CAUAUAGGGCGGGUCUGAACUGUGACAGGAUGAGACUGAGAACAGGGAGGAGGAGGAGGAGGAAGAAGAGAGAUGAGACAGUGGAGGAGAGCAGGAGCUGAGACAAAGCUAACAAGUCAAACUCCACUCUCACACAUCCACAAUGUUAGGGCAGUCUGUUGGAUGAACUGAGACAUCUUUUUAUUUCGGCCAACCACAGCAGGAGUGGGCUCCAUACCUGUAUCAGCACCAUGCCGGUGAGGAGGGGCCAUAUGGCUCCUCAGAACAUGUUCCUGGACACUAUCAUCCGCAAGUUUGAGGAACAAAAUCGAAAGUUCAUCAUCGCUAAUGCACAGGUGGAGAACUGUGCCAUUAUUUUCUGUAAUGACGCCUUCUGUGGGAUGUGUGGUUACACGCGGGCUGAGGUGAUGCAAAAGUCCUGCACCUGCAGUUUCAUGUAUGGACCUCACACGCGGCGGCCGGCGGUGGCUCAGAUGGCUAAGGCUCUGCUGGGAUCAGAGGAGAGGAAGGUGGAGAUUUCCCUCUACACCAAAGAAGGAGUGUGUUUCAACUGUGAGAUUGACGUGGUUCCGGUGAAGAAUGAACAAGGUUUGGUCAUCAUGUUGAUUCUCAACUUCGAGAUUCCCACUGAUUCUGAACCGACCCAGAGCCCACCUCCCACUGAGGUCAGCAGAGGGCAGCAUAUCCGAUGGGUGAUUGUGGACUGUGGGCUUCGCCUUCGCCUCUUCCUUCGCUCCCUCGGCUCCAGGUGGGGGAUUGUGUCAGAGGACAUAGAGCUGGGUUCUCCUCAUGCUGUGCUCCUUCCCCACGGUCCGGAGUCUGUCACCCUGGACCAACUGCCCACCCUCCCUGAGGAGCAGCAGGUUGAUGAGACGGAGGCCAGGUCACUGCUAUCGGAAAAGGAAGAGUAUGAGAAGGAGGUAGAGGAGGAGGAGGGGGAGAAGAAAGAAAAGUGGGGAGCUGAAAGAAAAGGAGAAAGAGGGAAUUUGGUGGGCAAUGGCCAGAAGAGUUACAGGGACACAAGAACCAAAGGAGGAGGAGAAGGGAGACAGUACAGGGAGGUGACCAGAGCUCCCACCUCUGCUCCUCCUGCUCUGGCCCUCCCCUUCAACUCAGCAUCUUCUGCAACACGAUGUGAUGGCAGCAGUGGGAGUUUGAAGCACACUUCCUCCUUGGACGAUAUGAAAACCUUCUGGGAAAAGAAGCUGCAGUUGAGACACAGCUGCACUGCCCCAGUGGUCACCAUAAGAAGGUCUAGCGGACAUGUUGGGACAUCAGACACUGACUCACGUUGCCGUACCAGCAGCCAGAGCCCUCCCAGUGAAAUCAGACCUCCAAACAAACUGGUGGACAGGACACAGCAGGUCACUGAGAAGGUCACUCAGGUUCUGUCUCUGGGGGCUGAUGUGUUACCAGAGUAUAAGCUGCAGACGUCCCGCAUCCAGAAGUGGACCAUCCUCCACUACAGUCCAUUCAAAGCUGUGUGGGACUGGUUGAUUCUGCUGCUAGUGAUUUAUACAGCAAUUUUCACUCCGUAUUCUGCUGCAUUUCUGCUGAGUUUUCAGGAGGAGGCGGCCAUGCAGGAAUGUGGUUACUCCUGUUCUCCCCUCAGCAUCGUGGAUCUAAUAGUAGACAUCAUGUUUAUCGUCGACAUCGUCAUCAACUUCAGGACCACAUACGUUAACUCCAACGACGAGGUGGUGAGCCAGUCCUGUCAGAUCGCCGUCCACUACUUCAAGGGCUGGUUCCUCAUUGACAUGGUGGCAGCCAUUCCCUUUGACCUCCUUAUUUAUCACUCAGGAGAGGAAGCAGUCAGGGGAGGUGCCGAGGGCGAAACCACCACUCUGAUUGGUUUACUGAAGACAGCUCGCCUGCUGCGGUUGGUCCGUGUUGCCAGGAAGUUGGACCGUUACUCCGAGUACGGUGCAGCUGUCCUUUUCCUCCUAAUGUGCACUUUCGCCCUCAUCGCCCACUGGCUGGCCUGCAUCUGGUAUGCCAUAGGUAACGUUGAGCGUGCAACGUCAGGUGGAAUUGGGUGGUUGGACAGCCUGGGCGACCAGCUGGGAAAACCGUACAACUCUUCCAUCGUCACAUCAGGUCCCACCAUCAGAGACAAAUACGUCACGGCUCUGUACUUCACCUUCAGCAGUCUGACCAGUGUAGGGUUUGGGAAUGUCUCACCAAACACCAACUGUGAGAAGGUCUUCUCCAUAUGUGUCAUGCUGGUGGGCGCUCUGAUGUAUGCCAGUAUUUUUGGCAACGUGUCUGCCAUCAUCCUGCGGCUCUACUCGGGUACAGCUCGCUACCACACUCAGAUGAUGAGAGUUCGAGAGUUCAUUCGUUUCCACCAGAUCCCCAACCCCCUGAGGCAGCGGCUGGAGGAGUACUUCCAACACGCUUGGACAUACACUAAUGGGAUAGACAUGAAUGCUGUGUUGAAAAGUUUUCCAGAGUGUCUUCAAGGAGAAAUUUGUCUCCACCUCAACAGGUCCCUUCUGCAGAACUGCACAGCUUUUAAAGGAUCUACUAAGGGCUGUUUAAGGGCUCUGGCCACAAGGUUCCAGACCACUCAUGCUCCUCCUGGAGACACCUUGGUCCAUGCUGGAGACCUGAUCACAGACCUGUACUUCAUCUCCAGAGGCUGCAUUGAGAUCCUUAAAGGAGACGUGGUGGUGGCUAUACUUGGUAAGAAUGAUAUUUUUGGGGAGUCCAUCAAUCUGGAUGCUCUGCCAGGAAAGUCGUGCGCUGAUGUCAGAGCCUUGACCUACUGUGAUCUGCACAAGAUAAACAGGGACGAUUUACUGGAGGUUCUGGACAUGUAUCCUGAAUUCGAUGAAUGCUUCUGGUCCAACUUGGAGAUCACAUUCAGUCUCAGUGAUGUUGAAAAUGAAGCUUCAGAUAUUCUGAGUGAAGAAGACUCAGAGAGUGACAGACUAAGUGGACAACAGACAAAACACACAGCCACCCACAAUGGUGACUCUGUCUCUGCAAAAAGAAGGAGAGCCACCUACAAAUGCAGAAGUGACAGCAGAGAUAAUUAUAAGCAUACACUAUAUGGCUCUGUGUUCUCGAGCGAUGACGAGCUGGGAGAUUUUGAGGGGAACACUCCAGUUCAGACUGUUGCUUCAAACAACAGCAGGAGCUCCAAGACCAACGUGUUCCCGGGAGUUUCUGGAAUCUUCACUAUUUGGGGUACAGACAGCCGAGGAGAACACAUGUAUCAGGAGGUGCCAAAAUCACCACCUCCUCCUCAAAGAAUCUCCCAUCAGCAACAACAGCUAUCCUCGCCUUCCCACCCUCCCUCCAGCCCUUCUCCUUCUCCUCCUCCUCCAGUCCCACCCCCACCCCCUCCUCUGACCACCAUCAUUUCUGGAAGGCAGAAAAUGGUAAUAGAGAGCAAACUGGAUGCACUAGAGAAGCAGAUAACCAGGUUGGACUCCUGUUUAUCUGAAGACAUCAGGACCAUCAUGCAGCUGCUGCAGAAGCAAACACUAGUCAUUCCACCUUCUUACAGCACCCUGACAUCAAUACCAAAUGCAAUAUCCACGCCCAUCUUGUCACCAAUGUCUCCAUCUGUCCCCACCACAGACAAGUCUCCAUCUGAAGUUGCCCAGCAGCAGCUGUCAAAUGCAGAACUCAAACUUUCGGAGUCUGAUUCCAUCAACUGUGUAUCCCCGGGUCUCAAUUUUCCUCCCUCGCCGUCUUCUGUCGAUUCUUAACCUUUUUAUACAAUAUGUCUUUCGAGUCACUUCUACCUCCAGCAUAUCCAAAACACUUCCAGCAUUCCCACCUUCCUCAAACCCUGUGCAAUAUUUUAACUCUGUAUUCAAAACAUACAACUGUGUCAGCAAAAAAAUAUAAGCAAAAUAUAUCACUAAACUGAUAAAUAUAGUCAGGAAGAGAGGAUAUGAUUUGUCAAAAAAUUUGCAAAAAACAGCUUUAGUAUAAUUAUUUGCUUUCCUGGGAAUUUUGUAAUGAUUAUUAAUGUAGAUUCGCUGCAGCUAGAUCAUGCGAGAGUGAUGUGCAUGUUUCAGAAAUUGAGAGGCAGAUGCUUGGGAUUAAAAGAAUAAGAAAAAUACACAUUUUAUUGACAUUGUACAUAUUGCGAAACAAAAUAAAACUAUCCUCAGCAUUUAUUCUAUCACUGAGACAGGACAUGCGGUCAACAUUUUACCGUGCCGUGUCAGCAGGGGGAGUGCUUGGGUCUUGCAUAGUGCACCAGAGCCCAGCCGGUCGUGGGUACCGGCUGAAAAGAGACACAAAGAUUAAGUGGACGUUUUAAAAAAUCUGUCAGAUUUUGAAAAUAGACUAAAGCUGCGCUUUAGUUCAAAACAUAAGGAAAAUAAAGAAGACAUUAACCAGCAGAUCUGUCUUUCUGUCCAACCACUACGGCAUGUCUUCAGUCUACCAAUAUAGCCUGUUCACCAAUCAAGU
Molecule: messenger RNA, 4434 nt
Organism: Cynoglossus semilaevis (tongue sole)
Lineage: Eukaryota; Metazoa; Chordata; Actinopteri; Pleuronectiformes; Cynoglossidae
Product: potassium voltage-gated channel subfamily H member 6-like
Exons: 21
Coding region: 231-3719 (1162 amino acids)
Biological process (GO): membrane repolarization during cardiac muscle cell action potential; regulation of ventricular cardiac muscle cell membrane repolarization; regulation of heart rate by cardiac conduction
Cellular component (GO): plasma membrane
Molecular function (GO): inward rectifier potassium channel activity
Source: RefSeq, a predicted model, not a curated record